AUGACUCUGGUUCAUAUCUGGCUUCAAACUUUUCAGGUCAAGCCGGAACUUACCCUCAUCCUCCGCUUCUCUUCUUCUCUUUCAUCUAGCAUGGCAAGGAGAGGCACACCAUCAUAUGCAAACUGUAUGCACGAUCUUCUUCCCAGAAUCCGAGCUUGUUUCAUAAAGACGAUGCCAUUUAUGAAUCUGGAAGAGCAAGCAUAUCAACGUGGGGAUGGUGAGGGCGAGAUUUAUUACGUGGGUGGACAGGGUUGGUCCGGCUUUAAUUAUAUUGACCUAGCCUGGGGUAACUUUGGCACGUUAGUAGUUCCGAAACAAAUGGAAUCGGGAAAUGCAGCAACAGCGAUGCGAUUUUCGCUGGAGCACAAUGUAUGGCAGAGGGUAUAG
Dovyalis caffra is the source of this 387-nucleotide messenger RNA. The record is from the annotation of a GenBank genome assembly. Lineage: Eukaryota; Viridiplantae; Streptophyta; Magnoliopsida; Malpighiales; Salicaceae.